UUCAUUUUACGGCAAGCAAUGGUUCAAUAUAAAACGCGAAUUGAAUAUUCCGUCGUUUCCUUGUGAGCCUCCUUUUGAUAGGUAGAUUGACACAUCCAAGUCAAGCUGUCAAUAAAGGCGCGAUCCAUUCUUGGCUUUCCAACCGCCGGACAAGAUUGAGGCUAUUACUGCUAAAGCUGUGACCGCUUGCACCGCAGCACCUAAGGUAUGAAAGACCUCGUCGAUGUGCUAGAUGAUAUUAAGAAAACAACCGACGAAAUGGAGUUCUGUGAAGAUUUCAACAAGCUGCAAUUGAUUUUGAACAACACCAAUCAAUUUGUUCGAUCGUUCGAUAAGAUCGUGUUCGAUAGCGGAAAUGAACCGUACAUCAUUGAGAUAGUAGCUCGCCUGCUGAAGUAUUUUCGUAUACAGAACUACCUCGAUGGGGAGAACAAAGUAAACAAGCAGUACGAGACGCAGUUGCGAAAAAUUACGAUGUACAUGCUACUGAACACAGACGUCUCGUUUCGGUACGACCUAUCGCAGGACAGCCGUGUAAGUCAUCUGCUGAACAGCUUGCCACAGAUGAGCAAAUGCCUGCUCUUGAACUGCAUUUGGGGCCUCGAUCUGGAUCGCUUCCUGUACGAGAUGAUCUCGUACUCGCCGCUGUGGUUUUCAAUGCAGUUCCUAGACCAAGCCAUCGUCAGUCUCAAAUACGCUAAGCCGUACGAGGUACUUGAACGCGUUGAGUCGAUGGUACGUGCUAUCUACUUUGCAAUUUGCCGUACCGACUGCGAUUGGCGCAAAAUCGACCGAAACCGGUACGUUGAUCAGCAACGCACGCUUGGCCGGAUGUUUGACUUUGUGGCCGACCUGCUCCGGUACUUCAAUACACCAGACGUGGCGAAGUUCGAGGGCUGGUCGAAAUUGCGUAAGCACCGUUACUUUGGCUUCGUGCUGAAGCAUAUGUUCAGCAUGACGAGCGAAUGUUUAGAGCUGUACUUCCGUAAACCAGCCAUCGAGGUAGGGCCGGAGAUGGGCAUUUACGAGUUGGUGAACGAUCGGCACGUACCCAGGGAAGCUCUCAAGGACUAUUCGCAGCCGUCGGAAAACGCCCUCACGAAGAUCAACAAUUGCCUGCUGAAUACGCUCGAAACGUGUAUUAUGCACGUCUCCAUCGAUCGCUUCCUCUACUGGGCUGAGAUCGAUUUGUUCAAGGAGGGCGAGGAACCGGUUACGCUCCAGCAGGUGAUAGGUGAGUCCGCCUACCGGUUGUCCGAAGACCUACGAACAAAUAAACAGAUCCACCAUAGUAUCGUUCGGCACCUGACACAAUUCGCGAUGCGACCGAAAACCCUGGCCGAGAAGGCGACUACUAUGAACCUCGGCAUGCUGAUGCUCAAGAUCGACAGUGCGCAGUCAGUCGACGAGCGGUGUGUGUACCUGAACGAGUUCGUCAGUCGUUCCGAGCGCGUGUUCGGAAAUGCCGAGUGCCUAGAGACAAUCGAACAGUACUGGCCCCUGUUGGAUGGUUCACACGUUCGACUGAUGAUAGAGUACGACACGCGAGAGCCAAUCGGCGAAGACCUAAUGGAUGAAGAUGAAGUUCCGGACGAACGACUAAAGCUACGCGCCCUGAUCCUUAAGGCAGUGGACACUUUACCGGCAAAAGAUUUCCAUCAUCUUGUCACAUUCACGCUGGAUACGUUUGGCACCAAGUUUUCCCGCUACCAGCAACCGGAUUUUGCAGAGAAGGUGAUCGAACUCAUCAAUCGGUUACGCGACUCGACAUGUGGCAACAGUCUCAGCACCGGUGAGCUGCCAAGCGUACAGCAGCUGCUCUUCCAAUCGCCCGCUUCGUUCUAUGCGAAACUUGUCCGUUCGUUGUACAAUGCCUCCGUUUCCAACGAGCAGUACGUAGAAGCAAUCGUGGCUGUCGUGCUCAGGCACAAGUCGAUCGCCCAGCAUUUCAUGCGCGAGCACAUGGAAACGCUGCUUACGGGGAACUUCGAAAUCCUGCAUUCGCCCCUGCUGAGACAGCUGGCACGGAAGCUCUACGACUUGGGGUUGUUUGAGCCGCAAGACUUCAUAGAACAGCUUCUUCUCCGAGGCAUCAGCGAGGCGCAUGCUAAGCAAAAUUCCGCCGCCCUGUUCGAUCUCCUCAAGUUGGCCCACAUUGUAUGGUUACCGUUCAUUUCGACACUAGCGAAAGGGAAGGAUUCUGUUGCGAUCCAAAGAAAGUUGGCGCUAGCGACGGUGCUACGUCUAGCCGAGAUUGUCGAGGGCCUACGGUGCAAUGCUACGCAGCAACUACCGCCCGAGACAGACCAGAUCGCACUCGUUGCGACUACCAUAGAGUUGCUCGAGCCAACGCUGCAUCAGCUACAAAAGCUGGCAUCAAAUGAAGACAAAACCGAGCUUUUCGCAAAAAUGGAAACGCAGAUGUCUCGCAGCACGAUGUAUUACUUCCGGAAACAUAUCUGCUACGAACCCGCUAAAGAUGCUGCCGUCGCAAAACCGGAAGAAGGAGAAGGAGAAGCAGCAGCUCAAAGUAUAGGACCGAAAACAACGACUCCAACAUCAUUUGCUAGUUUCAUGUACGAAGGCGAGCUAACUCCUACAUCAGAUAGCGAGAAAAUCAAGGCAUUCCUUACGCGGGUAUUUCCUCGCUGCACCCGGGCCGAAGCGUUAGCGCUCGCUCGAGACGAUAUGUUGCGUGGCCACAUCGAAUCGGUGGCGGUUUCUGUGAUGCAGGAUAUGCUGACCAACACGAGCCACCACGGAUGGCUGCGCAGCUGCGCUAGCAACUAUAUUCAAUGCCUGCUUCAGGUACUGCUGCCGGCUGAGCAAAAACUUGACACGCCGACAAAGCACUUUGAGGCAGUGCGUUCGUUAGUACAGUUGUUUGCGCAGCCUCCCCAAGAGACUUGGGACCGCAUUUGUACAGCGCUCGGCGGUGACUUGGCCAGCCUGUACAGGUAUGUUCGCGAGUUUGCGCCAGACAUGCCGGAACUGGUGAAACUUAAAAGUUACCUCACCAAAACGGAACCAACCUCCACUCGAGCAGAUAUGACAUCGGGACCAAAACAAGCCGCAGAGGAGAGGAUGGAUGUUGAUGGUGCACCGUCUACCGUCACUGCCGUCAGUACCGAUGAUCCGCCAAACUAGGCAUUGAAACACCUCAACUGCGAAACGCACAGAAUGUCGUCAAUGGAUCCGAUCGAAAAAUGUACAUUUUGUAUUGAUCUUUUUAUUUUCCCGUUUCUGCAAUGGAUAUGCACUUUCUAUCUCAAAAUGUUUCAAUACGGUCCAUAUCCACAAACAACGAGCGUGAAACGAUGUUUCUUUUUUGAUGUAAUACAUGCGAUGAGAAC
Molecule: messenger RNA, 3353 nt
Organism: Anopheles coustani
Lineage: Eukaryota; Metazoa; Arthropoda; Insecta; Diptera; Culicidae
Exons: 4
Coding region: 208-3147 (979 amino acids)
Source: RefSeq, a predicted model, not a curated record